AUGUCCUUCCAGAGCCUCGUCCACCUGUCCCUGGACGGCCCCGUCCGUGCCCUCUGCGUGCUGGGUGUGGACAUCUGCUUGGAUCUCAGUGGGUGUGCCCCAGAGAAAUGCAAGUCAUUUACCAUCAGUGGCUCUCCGGGGGUCUUGGUUGACAUCCACAACACGUCCCCGUUAAUGACCAAGGAGGAGAUGGCCACGACCCGGUGGCCUCUGUCUGAUCCCAUGGAUGUCCUGGUGAAUAUGAUCUCCCCCAGCUCUGCCCCUGAUGGUGACAAGGUAAUGGUCUCCCUAGACGUGGACAUCUACCGCAGCGGGCAAGUCGAGGUGGCCAGUGACAAGGAGGCUAAGAAAAACUGGGUCUGGGGACCCAGUGGCUGGGGCGCCAUCCUGCUUGUGAACUGCAGCCCUACCGACAAGGGCCAGAGCAUGGACAAGAAGACCACGAAGGUGUUCUUUCCCGAGGAGAUCAAGAGUCUGUCCCAGAUGACCCUGAAUGUUCAAGGGCCCAGCUGCACUUUAAAGAAAUACCGGCUGGUUCUCCACACCUCCAAGGAAGAGGCAGAGAAGGCAAGAGUCUACCGGCCCCAAAAAGACAGCUCGAGCACCUUUGAGGUACUGCUGGGGCCUGGCCAGCACACCUACACCUUUGCCCCCCUCGAGAACCACCUGAAGGAAACCUUCUAUGUUGAAGCUGCGGAAUUCCCGUCUGCCGACUUCUCGGGCCUGAUUUCCUACUCCGUCUCCCUGGUGCAAGAAUCUCCAGACCCGUCCAUUCCAGAGACCCUGGUAUACAAAGACACCGUGGUAUUCCGGGUGGCCCCUUGCGUCUUCAUUCCCAGCACGCAGAUGCCUCUAGAGGUCUACCUGUGCAGAGAGCUGCAGGUCCAAGGUUUUGUGAACACAGGAUGGGAGUUGAUGAGAAGAGCUGUUGGGCACUUGCCCAUUUAGGACCCCAAUCGCCUGGGCAGGUGGCUCCAGGACGAGAUGGCCUUCUGUUACACCCAGGCUCCCCACAAGACGCUCUCCUUUGUCCUGGACACCCCUCGGGCCCUCACGCUGGAAGAUUUCCCCAUGAAAUACUCACUGAGCCCGGGGGUCGGUUACGUGAUCCAGUGCACCCAGGACCACAGGGUGGCCAGCAUGGAUUCCAUUGGGAACCUGAUGGUGUCCCCACCGGUCAAGGUGGGAGGGAAAGAAUACCCCCUAGGCAGGAUCCUCAUUGGCAGCUGCUUUUACCCCAGCAAGGAGGGCCGAGACAUGAGUAAGGCCCUCCGGGACUUCCUCUACGCCCAACGAGUCCAGGCCCCGGUGGAGCUCUUCUCGGAUUGGCUGAUGGUCGGCCACAUAGACGAGUUCAUGUGCUUUAUCCCCACACAGGACAAGAGUGAGGGCGAAAAGGGCUUCCGGCUGCUCCUGGCCAGCCCCAGCUCCUGCUACAGGCUGUUUGAGGAGAAACAGAGAGAGGGCUAUGGAGACGUGACUCUGUUUGAGGAGGUCAGAGAGGAUCAGCUCCUCUCCAACGGUAAGGAGAGCCCCUUGGCACUGGGGCAGAGGCCAGCUCCUUCUCUCCCAGGGGUCCUUCCCAGAGGGCCGGUUUUCUUCUGUUCCUCCUGCUUGAAAGAGCCUCAGGAAAGUGUAAAAGCCUAA
Molecule: messenger RNA, 1647 nt
Organism: Puma concolor (puma)
Lineage: Eukaryota; Metazoa; Chordata; Mammalia; Carnivora; Felidae
Source: RefSeq, a predicted model, not a curated record